This is a messenger RNA of Salarias fasciatus (jewelled blenny), 3526 nucleotides long. It is a transcript of the gene nsmfa, whose product is annotated as NMDA receptor synaptonuclear signaling and neuronal migration factor a. Gene Ontology annotation, biological process: regulation of neuronal synaptic plasticity; regulation of neuron migration. The transcript has 15 exons. The record is from RefSeq and is a predicted model, not a curated record. The coding region runs from base 301 to 2250 and encodes 649 amino acids. Lineage: Eukaryota; Metazoa; Chordata; Actinopteri; Blenniiformes; Blenniidae.
UCAGCCACUCUGACAGCUGUGCAGCUACCCCACGUACGUGCUCAUAUCCGGAGACAGACAGAGAGGGAGAGAGAGGCAGAAAGACAGAGAGAGAGGGAGAGAAAGAGAGGGGAGAGGCUGACGUCUGUCUUUUUAGCUCCGCAGACGCGUGCGUGACCCAUCUGCUCCUGGAUUUCCCUUCAACUUUUUUUCCUUUUUUUUUUUUUUUUAGGUUUCUCUUUCCUUACUGUUUUCCUCCUUGGUCCCCGCCGUCCUCUCUGGAAUGAUCUGUUUCGCUGCCAGCGUCGUUUCCAUGUCAGCAUGGGAACCACCGUGUCCAAGAGGAAGAAUUUAAGAAACGAUGCGAUAUCCUCUGUGGCGGCAAAAGUUAGAGCAGCGCGAGCAUUUGGAGAGUACCUGUCCCACACACACCCUGAAAACCGAAACGGAUCAGCUCAUCUUCUCUGUGAAACCUUGGUGGGUCCUGAUCCGGAGUCGCCGAGUGACACCGUCGGCCCCAAUAACAACAACCACCUCCAUUCCUGCUCCGGCACCAAGGACUGUGAAAAGACCCUUGAGCGCAGCUCAGUGAAGCAGCCUGUGGGCCUCCUCCAGCCCGCUCCUCCUUCCAUAACCAUUUCUACGAAGCCAGCGCCCCUGUCCCUGGAACGCAGCUUCUCAGCAGAGGAAGACCAGCAGAAGUGUGUUGAGUGCGCCUUGCAGCCCGCCCGCGUCUACACCAUCACCAGCGAGCACGGUAUGCUGAUGAGCAGCGGCCGGGGCAGCAAGGAGAGCCUCGAACUGGACGUCCUCAAGGAGAAGUCGGGGAGUGGCGGGGUGGGAUCCCGAGGCGGCUCCAUCCAGCCCUCCACCUCCCCCUCCUCGGCCUCGUCGUCGCCGACCCAGUACCACCGCUCCGGCGGCGGACGCGGCGCCGGCGGCUCGGCGGGGCCCCACCACCACAGCAACCACCACCACCACGGGAAUCACCACCACCACGUUCUGUCGAGCGCGUCGAACGCUCCGUCCGGCAGCGGAGCAGGUGGAAGCAGCGGCGGCAGUGGAGGCAGCAGCCAGCAGCAGCUCACCGUUGCGAUGUCCCACUCCCAUCAUGCAUCGCACCACCACGGCCACCACCACCACCACCUGGCCCAGCCGCCGCUGCAGACCUCCGUCAGCGCGCACAACAUCCGGAGCUGGGGCGAGGGCGGGAAGGGGGAGGCGGAGUGCAGCGGGCUAGCUUGCGAGUCGUGCGGCGGCGCGCCGUCGCGCAGCCAGGGAUCGCUGGACCUGGAGAGCGCGUCCCGAGAGGCAGGCAAGCAGCACCGACGCCUAGAGCGGAUGUGGAGUGUGGACCGGGUGACUGGGCUGGAGAGAGACGACACUAACUGGUUUCCCAAGGAAAACAUGUUCAGCUUUCAAACUGCCACAACCACCAUGCAGGCGAUAUCGAACUUCCGGAAGCAUCUUCGGAUGGUGGGCAGCAGAAGGAUUAAAGCGCAGACAUUCGCUGAACGUAGAUCGAAGAGUUUCAGCCGUUCCUGGAGCGAUCCCACCCCUGUCAAGACUGACUCUCCCAAUGAGCCCAGAGACAGUGGAGAACUGCAGACUUCCUGCAGCACUCUGGACGAGGGAGGCCUCGACGACAAUGUGGACUGGGAGGAGGAACGGGAGCUGGAGCGGCUGGCCUGUGAGGGGGACGACUUUGUUCCUCCCAAAAUCAUGCUGAUCUCCUCAAAGGUCCCCAAGGCGGAGUACGUUCCCACCAUAAUCCGCAGGGAUGAUCCUUCCAUCAUCCCCAUCCUCUACGACCAUGAACAUGCAACCUUCGAUGAUAUUUUAGAGGAAAUCGAGAAGAAACUCACAGCUUACAGGAGAGGAAGCAAGUUCUGGAGGAUGCUCAUCUUUUGUCAGGGAGGCCCUGGUCAUCUGUAUUUACUGAAGAAUAAAGUGGCAACCUUUGCAAAGGUGGAGAAGGAAGAAGACAUGAGCCAAUUCUGGAAGAGACUCAGUCGCUUCAUGAGCAAAGUCAAUCCAGAGCCAAACCUGAUCCACAUAAUGGGCUGCUACGUCCUGGGGAACCCCAACGGAGAAAAGCUGUUCCAGAAACUGAAGAAUCUGAUGAGGCCUUAUUCUGUUGAGUUCGAGUCACCGCUGGAACUGUCGGCGCAGGGCAAAGAAAUGAUUGAGAUGUACUUCGACUUUCGCCUCUACCGCCUUUGGAAAACUCGCCAACAUUCGAAACUCUUGGACUAUGAAGACUUUUUGUGACAAAGACACCUGGAUAAUGGGAGCAGCAGAGCCCUCCAGUGCCAGAACGAACCUGUUGAAACUGAUCCAGCAACUGCGCAUUGCUCCACUGUAGUGCUCGGCCCGUCAAGUCAAUAUACACAGUCACGCCUGCUUUCAUCCUGGAGAGGGCUGGGAGAGGACAAGAGGCAAUAGCAGAACAAAGAGGCUGAAGAUAAUGUAAAUUAUGCUGUGCCUCUGCUCUCCCUCGUUUCCAGAGUGAGGAUAGCGGACUACUACUGCAAAAAUAGCCAAAACAUGACCUAAAAUCGGGAAAAAGCCAGAGACAGCAGGACUUUCCACAUAAUAUUCACCAAAUCUGACUGCCGCUUGAGUUCGAAAGUCCGAAAUUCAAAUGUAUAAAAAGGAAAUACCAUUUUUGUCAUGGCUCUGUUGCAAGGAUGUACUCUUUUGAAGUCGACAUGCUUCAGAAAAAUUGUUCAAAGACAUCCAGUCAUAAUGUGGUUCUGUGUUUUGAUUGGACCCCUCAGAUAAUCUCACAUCCUGGAAACAUACAGACACAUAAAUAACCCAUACGUCGAUGUGUGUGUAUAUAUAUCACAUGAAUAUAUUAGCAUAGCUUUAGUCAUGCAAAUAAUACUCUACAUGAGAUGAAUGAGACAUCAUUUAUUUUUGAUGUGCAUUGUUGUGCAGUUUCAUAUGAAAAUAACUCAGGUUUUAGCCAUGAAGUAAUUAUUCCGUUUGUCGAUCCUAUCAAGAUAUUGUAUUCCUCAUCGCCAUCACUUUGAAUGAAUGUAUUAUCUUUUUAGAAAACGUGUCUUUGGUUUACGAACUGAACUUUGUGAUUUAGGGGAGGAGAAAUACAAUGUGCUGAGUUUUUUUUUUUUUUUUAAUGUGCGUGUUUUCCAUGUUAAACGAAAAGAAAACAUGCCGAUGUGUGUAUUUUCUCCUCAAGCAAAAACGAUCACCAGACAUCCUGCUCACGCGCAUCUGUAUCAUAUGCAUCAGAACACAGAGACUCAUUGUAUGACUCAUGAUGUCAAGAGGGAUGUAACAGCCAUCCGAGCUCUCCUGCCCCUGUUCUGGAGGAGAACUGCGAAUCCCUCCUGCUUACGUUGCAGAAGGUUCAGGCCACUUAGCUGGCCCCCGUCAUUACCGCUGGCCGCUCUCGCUCUCUGCCAAAACACUCCUGGCUUCGCUCAACCCGGCAGCCGAACGAGCUUCCGCCACCUCUCACUUCUUUUUUUUUUUGUUUUUUGGGCCGUGAUCCAGUUCGAGGACCAGAGCUCUCUGAACU